GUCCGGCUUGGAGACCGGAUGUAUUCUGUGAUUUAAUAUCCGGUUGUUGGGAGCAGUCGCUGUACUUAUCUUUCUGUAAACUAGAAAACGGACUCCGAUUCCCCUACCAAGCAGGAAAGUAACAACGAGAGACUUGUGAACCUGCAAAAGCGAUAUGCCGGGCGACCUGGAUCUCUCACCCCCAGAGGUACCCGAACCAACCUUCCUGGAAAGCCUUCUACGAUAUGGCCUCUUUUUGGGUGCAGUGUUCCAGCUCAUUUGCAUUCUUGCUGUGAUAAUACCCUCAUCCAAGAGUCAUCACGAACAGGAGGUUGAACCCCAGGACACGCGGGUCGGUGACCAAGCCAGGAAACCCAAAGGACCGCUCCCACAGAUUCGGCAGAAAGUAAAGAAGGAGAGCAAGAAGAAGAAAUAACUUGGGCACAGGAGUUGUGCAUGAGGCUGUUGUGGCACAGAGACUCAAUGAAAAUCAAAUGACUUUUGUAAAAACACUAUUUUGGGCUGGCAGUGGUCUCUGGUUCCUUGUUCAAUUUUUUUUAUUUUACAUUAAGGCUUCUGAAAUUUAGUCCUCAUGCCACUGCUUUGGCUUGCCGGUAAUUCUUGGUCAAGAAGUGAAGGAGUCCGGAGUCUGAAAAGCAGAAAACAAUAUUCACCAUUUGGAGAAAGUGUGUUGUUGUUUGUGCAACACAGAAUACCAGUGGAGCGCUUAACAGACAUUGGGAAACAUUGCAUGUCCUUUGUUGAAGCAGCAAUGCAUGUGCAUUCUCAAUUGCCAAGAUAUCUACUUAUCUGGAGUGGUAUUGCAUCACCAUUUCCUUACAAUGUUUUUGAACAUGAUCAGUGCUAUCAGACAUAGUUAGACAUGCAAAAUUUCAGUGGAAUGAUAUCUCUGCAAAAACUCAAAAACCCAAGACCAAAUUUCUGUUUUUUUAUUUAUUUAUUACAUUAUAACCUAACUUUGGUGAAAAUUAGAUCAAUUUUAAAAUAUAGUUCUCUUCUCUUUUUUUGCAGAUUAUAGAUUAUAAUCACUCAUAAUCAAGGUUAUAAUAACUCUGUUACCUUUAAUGUUGGGGUUGUCAUAAAUAUGUAAAAUAUAGAGUCAUAUGUAAAAGAGUGGGAAAAUACCUUUAAAAUGAUAUAAGAACCAUGGCUACAGUAUAUAACCAAUAGUAAUGUAGAUCUAGCAAGUCAAAGUCAUGGAGCGCUAUAAAUUUGCCCAAAAUUUGUUAGCCCAUAUCUCCCUUCAUAAGGAUCCAAAAGGAGUGUAAUUUAGAUUCCAGAGGUUUCUUCGAAGAAUCAUGCCAAAUCUCACUAAAAUCUGACAAUGCGAACCAAAUGUGUGUUGAAUUAGCCUGGAUUUACCCUUGUGUCAAAUUCAGAUUACCAAGGAUAAGAAUUCAGACCAGAGGGGGAAAAAAGUAACUUUUCUAUCUGAAAGCAACUUUAUAAAGUCCCAUUGUGCUGAAAUUCCUCCUGUAUAAAUAGCCCCUCUUCCACUGCCAGGCAGAUAGGUUUCACCGUAGUGGUACAUGUGUACUAAUCCACCAAUUUUGUCAGUUACUCUAAUAAAGGAUAUCGGCAUCCAA
Anguilla anguilla (European eel) is the source of this 1586-nucleotide messenger RNA. RefSeq names its product mannosidase beta like (gene manbal). Lineage: Eukaryota; Metazoa; Chordata; Actinopteri; Anguilliformes; Anguillidae. The record is from RefSeq and is a predicted model, not a curated record. Gene Ontology annotation, cellular component: membrane. The transcript has 3 exons. The coding region runs from base 155 to 415 and encodes 86 amino acids.